Cryptococcus deneoformans JEC21 is the source of this 2153-nucleotide messenger RNA. RefSeq lists its product as hypothetical. Bases 180 to 2114 code for a protein of 644 amino acids. The transcript is spliced from 7 exons. The record is from RefSeq and is a predicted model, not a curated record. Lineage: Eukaryota; Fungi; Basidiomycota; Tremellomycetes; Tremellales; Cryptococcaceae.
AAUGGAUAAUAUAUCAUUUCAGUGCAUGCCGUCGUUGAAUGAAUUCCUCGUCGGUUCGCGAGCGCCAUGUUGGUUUAUAUUCUACUGCACGCAGAUCCACCCUCCUAAAGGAUGUAUGAGACAGCCUCCUGUCCACCUCCUCGUCCACCACCUACCCCUCCACCUUUUCAAGUCUGUCCAUGUCCGCCCUAGGCCUCACAGACUCGCCUCUUCCUAGCAGAUCCAAAGGUCCUUCCCCUGCUGGCUCUAUGCCACCAAGUCCGAGUCGACGCCCAGCCAUUCGAGCUUCAGCUUCGAAAUCCUCUCUCAGACAGGAAGUUACUACCAACGCUGCCGCACGCGUAGCACAACAGCAUUCUGCUGAGUUUGCUCGUAUGCCUCGUCAGCGGGUUUCGCAAGUUAAUUUGAGGGAGAAUGUAGCUUCUGGUCAGACUCCCAAACCUCCUAUACCGGCCAAAUCACCGUCUACCCGGCCUCCAGCAGUUAAACCUGCAUCUGCUCCCCAAACUGCUCAGCAUCCAAACCAGAGAAAAAGUAUCCAAGCCACGGCACGGGCGAAUCUUGUCACGAGGAAAGCCGUGCCGUCACCGGCGCACAACGAGGUCACUAUGGCUGAUGAAUGGGAAGCAGAGCUAGUCAAAGAUGCUCAAAAACUUAAUCUUGGCCCUUCAUCCCGAAAACCCGAGAUUGCCAGAGAACUUGUUGAGCAAAGGCACAAUGACGGUGAAUGGGAGAGGUUUGGAGAGGAAAAGUCAACUGCUAGAGAGGAAGAGGAUAGGCGCCGGCGAGAGCCAGGGAGGGAAGUUGCCUUUCCCCCUAGUAUGCCCCGUACUCCAAUCCGAGCUGUAACAGCUGGCGUUACGUCUGUUCAUGUAGGUGUCCGUCCUCGACUUCACCCUUCACGUGCGUCGGAAUCUAUGAUGCGUAAUCAGCCCGACGUCAACGUUCCAAACCCACUGUUUUCUCCAGCCAUUUCCAAUCCCGAACUAUUCGGAGAAGAAUCUCGCCCUUCUUCCACAGCCAACCAUACCCCAGACUUGCUCAAAAAGGCACAAAAGGAAUAUGAGGAUUGGCUUGCUAGGAAAGCAGAGAGAGAAGGAGAUAUGGAGUCAAGUGGAAUGAGGAAUUGGGAGCCUAGAGAACGAGCUAUUGCACGACCUUUUGGUUUCUCGCCUCAGUCUGCCAAUAGUGUGCAUACGGCGUCGUCUCUUGAAUCCUCGCCAACCGAGGUGGCGUCUUGGGCUUCUGGAUAUCCCGCUGGGCAGUCUCAAACCGCCAUGUCCGAACAGACUGCGCCACCUCAAUCGGAAGACCAACAAGCGGCAAUUGAUGUUGCUCAGCGACAAGCAAUGGUACCUUAUGGCUAUGAAGCGUACUAUGCUCAUCCGGCUUAUUGGGACCCUUCUUAUUGGUGGGGCAUGUACGAGGACCCGAAUGUCAUGGCAGUACAUGCUGCGAACCCUUCAACUCAGGAUCCAAAGACUAUGAACCAAGUGGAUAUGCCGAAGGAGGGAGAGAUGACCUCUGAGGAGCAACAAGCAUACGGGUUGUCAAAUAUGAUGAUGUAUAAUCCUUAUCAAUGGGGCGGUGGUAUGGGCGGUCAAGGAGCCGGGUAUCCAGGGAUGCAAAACCCGUAUAUGAUGGGAAGGGACCCUUCAGUUAUGGGAUCGAUGCCUGCUCUGAGCCAAUCUUCCGGGACUGAAGAUAAAAAUCUCAGACCGUUCGAUUCGACUAAAAUGAAACAGGGCAGAUUGGGACAUUAUGGGUAUCUCGAGGGGAGGGAACUCGCAGGUCCUCCUGUCGGCCAUCUCCCUGCUGGUAUGCAGUCUCAAUACUCUCAAGCCGGUCACGGUACUACUACAGCCGGUCCUUCGAGCGCAAGUUAUCAAGGCAACGGAUCAUGGGGUGACCUUGCCAGUAUCCCUCGUGCGCGAUAUGACGGUGCCGCUUCCGCCACAGGCCACGUCCAAGCUGAUCUCGACUCUCCGUACCCCCGGGCUCCCAACGGCAGUGUGACUACAGCUUGGACGCGAUACGGGGCAGACGGCUCGGUGAUGGAGGGGAUGAAUGGGAACGGUGCGGGUCGUAGGAGGUUGAGAGAAGGCAGGGUGUGAUUGCAUUUUAUACUGUAAACAUGCACGUGUUACAUCUCG